AUGCCCGCCGCUCGCACCGUCGUCUCCUCCCGCCUGCGCGACCCGGCCCCGCCGCCCCUAGUCUGCGAGGCGAACCUCGCCGCGGCCCAUCUCGAGUCCUGCGCCGAUGCGCGUCACCCGCCCCGGAUCCACGCGCGCCUCCUGCGCCGCUGUCUCCUUAUCCUGCCCUUCCACUGGAACGCCCUCACCCGGGCCUACCUCCGCGUCGGCUCGCCCCGCGCCGCGCUCCGCGUCGCCGCGCGCAUGAUAGCCCAUGGCGCCGACCCCGACCGCUACACGUUCCCGCUCGCCCUCAAGGCCGCGGUCCAGGCCGCGGCCCCCGGUUCGAGCCUGCGGCUGCAGCUCCACGCCGCCGCCACCAAGCGCGGCCUGGCGCGCCACCCCUUCACCGAGAGCGGGCUCGUCAGCAGCUACGCGAAAGCUGGCGACCUGCGCGCCGCCCGCAGGGUGUUCGACGAAAACCCGCACCGGGGCCUCGGCUCGUGGAACGCAGUAAUAAGCGGCCUCUCGCAGGCCGGCGAGUCUAUGGAGGCGUUGGCGUUGUUUCAUGAGCUGCGGAGGGGCGGCAUGGUACCGGAUGAUCUGACCAUGGUGAGUGUUGCUUCGGCGUGCUGUGCGCUUGGCGAUGUUGGCUUGGCGAAGCAGCUGCACAAGUGCAUGCUACAAUGCCUGCGCUCUGGCCGACUUGAUGUGACGCUGUCCAAUGCGUUGGUCGAUAUGUAUGCCAAGUGUGGCCGCAGGGACCUCGCAGAAAGGGUGUUUGAGAGAAUGCCUUUUAGGGAUGUGUCUUCAUGGACAACCAUGAUUACAGGGCUUGCUACACAUGGUGAUGAGCAGGGUGCAUUGGACAUGUUUGAUGAUAUGCAGAGGGAAACGGUGCAACCGAAUAGGGUGACGAUGUUGGCGGUGCUCUCUGCUUGCGCUCACGGAGGGCUGGUGGAUAGAGGGAUGGGUUUGCUGAAGCAAAUGGAAGAUGGGGAGAUCAAGGUAGUGCCAACUGUUGAACACUAUGCGUGUGUGGUGGAUAUGCUUGGUAGAGUUGGCCGUGUGGAUGAGGCACAUGCUUUGGUGGAGCAGAGAAUGCCAAUGGAGGCAAAUGUGGUGAUAUGGGGAACAUUGCUCGGUGCGUGCGAGAAGCACGGAAAUGUGAGCGUUGGGAAGUGGGCAGCAGGAAGGCUAGUAGAGGCUGAGCCAUGGAACGAUGGGGUUUAUGUGGUGUUGUCAAACAUAUACGCUGCUGCUGGGAUGUGGGGUGAGGUCGAGAGGGUGAGGAAGAUCAUGUCGGAGAGGAAAGUCAUGAAGUCUCCUGGUUGCAGUCUGUAG
Molecule: messenger RNA, 1323 nt
Organism: Phragmites australis (common reed)
Lineage: Eukaryota; Viridiplantae; Streptophyta; Magnoliopsida; Poales; Poaceae
Product: pentatricopeptide repeat-containing protein At1g77170, mitochondrial-like
Exons: 1
Coding region: 1-1323 (440 amino acids)
Biological process (GO): RNA modification
Molecular function (GO): protein binding; RNA binding
Source: RefSeq, a predicted model, not a curated record